Molecule: messenger RNA, 498 nt
Organism: Phytophthora sojae
Lineage: Eukaryota; Oomycota; Peronosporomycetes; Peronosporales; Peronosporaceae
Exons: 2
Coding region: 1-498 (165 amino acids)
Molecular function (GO): protein binding
Source: RefSeq, a predicted model, not a curated record
AUGCAGGGUCAUGUCGUGCUAAAUGGUACGAAGGACGGUGGGCUGUGGGGCUGGGACCUGCGCUCCCCUAGUCGAGCUUAUGAGUGGGAGGCGGAGGUGGCGGCGGGCCAGCCUGCAGGUUCUGUCCUAGACGUCCACGUUUUGGAGGACUGUUGCAAGGCUGUGGUGCAGCGAUCGAAUGGCGAGCUUCGACUGCUGGACCUCCGCAACUGCAAGCCAGUGGUGGAAUUCGUGGCGGGACUGCCCAAGCGCUACCUGCCAAACCUUCGUUGUGCAGUGGACACCCACGAGACUGUGGUGGUCGCUGGAGGAGAUACGCAACGCCCACAAGCAGUGAACAGCUAUGAGCUGCAACAUGGACGUUGCGUGGCCUCGGUGGAGAUUCAGCUCAAGUCCGGCCUCUAUGACACUCGCUACGCAGACACCCCCGAGAUCUGGGCACUGUCCCGCAAUGAGCUCUACAUCUGCAGCGGCCGAACCAACGAUCCGAUUGAAUGA